Molecule: messenger RNA, 1461 nt
Organism: Dermacentor silvarum
Lineage: Eukaryota; Metazoa; Arthropoda; Arachnida; Ixodida; Ixodidae
Exons: 2
Coding region: 122-1345 (407 amino acids)
Source: RefSeq, a predicted model, not a curated record
UAGAAACAGCAUUUGCAAUCCACCUAAGUGCAAGUGAAGUAAUUAAUUGCAACCUCAAUAGCACGAUUAAUCAUCACGAGCCAAGACAAGACUCAUCGCGUCCAAAGCGAGCUGAGAAAAAAUGGCGGAUUCUGUUGUAGCGCCCGCGCGAACGGAUCGCGAGCGUGUGAAGCGUGCCGUGGCAACGCUUAUUCAUUCGCGAGUGACGCGCUUUCACGCGUACAUGAUGAUUGAAGCUGAAAUUGAGAGCGAAGCGGAUAUCUCAAGGGACAUCGAAGACCAGCUACUUGUGAACUCUUUCACUAUCGCCGCCGUUAUCGCUGAAAGCUUGCCCUGUGUGCGCCGCAUGGCAUGGGCUUUUGAAAUGAAUGAACGUUGGUUUGAGGACACGUUGCCUAACCUGAGCGAUUUUCAUUUUAGACGGGCAUUUCGUGUUUCGCCCAGCACUUUCAGGUUCCUUGUCGAGUCGCUGGCAUGUGUUCUGAAUCUGUCAAACACAAACAUGCGACAAUCCAUCUCUGUCGAGAAAAGAGUGGCCAUUGGACUAUACCGCUUGUGUUCAUCUGCGGAGGACAGAACGAUUGCACACUUAUUUGCUGUCGGUCGUUCAACAGUGAACUUGAUGUGGAGGCAGUUCUGUGCGGCUGUUAUUGAGCAGCUUGAAGGCCAAUGGCUCUGCAUGGUCCGUCGUGACCAAAUGGACGACCACGUGAGGGAGUUCUUCGCCGUGACUGAAUUCCCACAAGCUGUUGGUGCCCUCGAUGGCUGCCACUUCGCCAUAUCACCACCAAAGGAACAUGCAGCGGACUACUACAAUUACAAGGGAUGGUACAGCAUUAUACUUCUGGCAUUAGUAGACCACAGGUACCGGUUCCGGUACAUCCGCGUUGGAAGCCCUGGGAGAUGCCACGACGCCAGCGUGUAUGCUGGUUCAGGACUAAAAGAAAUAGUUGAGAGUGCACAUUUCAUGUCUCCGCAGGCAAUCAUUGAGGACACUCGUGUUGCUCCAGUCAUUUUAUGUGAUCAGGCGUUUCCUUUGACAGAACACCUCAUGAAGCCAUUUGCGAAUCCGCGGGAUGGAACUGCUGAACGUGUGUUCAAUUAUAAUCUUUCAAGAACGAGAAGGAUAGUAGAAAACGCUUUCGGAAGAAUGAAAGCACGUUUCCGGUUUGUCGCAAAAAGGAUAGAAUGUCGCCUGCCAAACUCAAAGAGAGCAAUAAGGGCUGCUUGCACUUUGCACAACAUCUGUGAGGAUUUCCGGGACAACGUCGAGCAGGCAUGGGAGCAGGAAGCACAACAACUUUCUACUCUUUAUAUGCAACCUUCCCACAACACCCAAGAUUGAACGGAAGGGGGCGAGAAGGCAAGGAAUGCAUUUGCAAAAUACUUUGCGAAACGAGUGUCCCAUUCAUCAUGAGCAAUUUAACAUAUUUGAAAUGUAAACUUGCAUUGCUCGAAGUG